AUGCCUCCACAAGACGACGACGAAGAAGACUACAUGUCAAUGAUAAUCGAAGAACCCACACAAAAAGAGACCUUUGCGCAGAAGAAGCGCCGCCAACAACGAGAAGCAGAAGCCCGCGCCAAAGUCCCCUCGAAAGCCGAACUCGCCGCCCGCGAAGCCGCCCGCCGCGACGAAGCCCUCGCAAAAAGCACGCUCGACCCAUCCAACAAGGGAUUCCAGAUGAUGGCGAAGCUAGGGUUCAAACCGGGGCAGACACUGGGGAAGCGCGCGGCGCCUGCGCCCGAUGGGGACGGCGCCGGCGGCGAGGGGGGCGAGGGCGAGGGCGAGGCACCCGACGCGAAGCGAGGCCGAGCAGAGCCACUAAACCUCGUGUUCAAGGAAGACCGCGGGGGCAUUGGCCUGGACAGCGAGAAGAAGCGCAAAUUCCGCGAAGAGGCGGAGGCGGCGGCGGCGAAGGUGCAGCGCGAGGAGGGCGAUUACCGCGACCGGGUGCGGGAGGAGCGGGAGACGCGGCGGGCGGAGGGGCAGUUCCACGCUGCGCAGAAGGUGGCGGAGCGGUUGGAUGCUGAGGCGGAGGCGGAAGAUGCAAAGGAUGGAGCGGAGGGUCAGAAAGGAAAGGUCAGGCCGACGUCGCAGAUCAACAUCUUAUACCGGGGGCUGGUGCGCGAGCGCGAGGAGAAAGAGCGUGCGAUCCAGACGCGCCAUCUGCUGCAGACGUCGCUGCCGACGGCGUUCUUCCCCAGCCCGCGGCUGCCGGGGUAUGAGGAUGACACGCUGGAGAAGGAGGACAAGACGGCGCUUGGCGGAGACAAGCCGGAUCUGUCGACGAUCCUCGAGCAGGAGGUCGAGCAGGAGGAUCCGGAGCUGGACGAGUUCAAUGCGCUGGAGCCCGGGGAGCGGCUGGCGCGGAUUGUGCAGUAUCUGCGGGAGAAACACCGGUAUUGCUUCUGGUGCAAGUACCGCUACGAGACGGACGAGAUGGAGGGGUGUCCUGGGGUGACUGAGGAGGAUCAUGAUUAA
Molecule: messenger RNA, 1020 nt
Organism: Aspergillus terreus NIH2624
Lineage: Eukaryota; Fungi; Ascomycota; Eurotiomycetes; Eurotiales; Aspergillaceae
Product: putative G-patch domain protein
Exons: 2
Coding region: 1-1020 (339 amino acids)
Cellular component (GO): kinetochore
Molecular function (GO): nucleic acid binding
Source: RefSeq, a predicted model, not a curated record